AUGAGCUCAUACUUCUCCUCCCUGACCACCUCCUCGGCCAUUUCUGGCCUAGGCUCUCGUCUGACCAACCUCCGCCGAGCCAUCACCCUAGGUGACGAAGGCGACGACCCCGAGAACGAAGACUGCUCCCACAUCUCUAACGCCCUCCGCGCCUAUUACAACGAAAAAGGCCGGCCUUUCCCACCAUGGCUGCCUCAGGAUCCUAAAGCCCCAGUCUCGACGCCCUCCUCGCGCCAAAUCGCAACUACCCAACUCUCCGGUGGCCAACAGCCCAGCUACGGCCGCAGCGGCGGUCUAGGCGAUCUCUGGGGUGAUUCCGCGCCUCAAGCUCAAGCCCAGAACCCACAGACCGCUAGUCUACGUCGUGGCCGCGGAGGCACUGCACCACCUCUCGUCGCCGCCAACAGCGCACCACCUGGCCCCGUUCCCUCCGGCUCCCCGCCCGUUUCCCGGUCUCAGUCUGGCUCCCCGGGCAACCUCCACCCUGCAGGAGCAAGACCCUUACCCAGCCAGCGUGCUGGAUCGCAUCAGUCGGCCCAAGCCCGUGUCAACCUCGACCGUGCCGGGUCAGGUGGUGGCUCGGCGCAGGAUCGGUUGCGGGCCAGAUUGCAGGGCGGCCGGUCUCCUAGCCCCAAUGUCGAUCCCAGUGUGAGGAAACCAGUGGGUGGAAUGGGCCGACGCUGA
Penicillium antarcticum is the source of this 684-nucleotide messenger RNA. RefSeq lists its product as uncharacterized. The record is from RefSeq and is a predicted model, not a curated record. Bases 1 to 684 code for a protein of 227 amino acids. The transcript has a single exon. Lineage: Eukaryota; Fungi; Ascomycota; Eurotiomycetes; Eurotiales; Aspergillaceae.